UGACACUCAGCAUGCACAAUGCAUUACACAUUAAGUCCGAUAGUAGCAGGUGGAGAACCAGGAACGAUCCCCGCCUGGCGCAGCGUUAAUGAGAUAAUCUUUUCUGCUGCUGCAGCAAAACUGAAGUAAUUUCGGUACUUGGUUAGAGUAUGCCGAUCUCAGAGGCAGCUCUUUACUUUACUUUACAGCUGUACUUCUCAGUUUAUAGGUGCCGCCUGUCUGUCAUAACCCUGAUGACACUCUUCAGUGACCACCCCAAGUAGCCCUCCAACUCUCUGUAGUGAUUUUUGUUUUGGAAGCCCGAGAGAUAAAGCAAAGAGCGCAGAAAGGUGCGCACCACAACAGAACAGCAAAGCAGCUAGGCGCUGGCAGCUGUCGCCACAUUGUCUGCACUUUGCGCAGCCCAUUGUUCGACCAGAGCACGGAGGAGUCGCAGUUCCUCCCACAUAUACCUUUACCCAGGCAGGUGCAAGAGCUAUAGAAAAGCAAUGCAACCAGGCGUUGUUGAAAACUGACCUGCAUUUCAGCUGGGCGGGACAGGAAGCUUUGGAGUAAAGGCAGGCAGCUUGCUAUAGCAACUGGCACCAUUAACCAUUUGUGCAGCAGCAGCUCACUUUUACGCUGCGUACCAGAAGCCAGGGCGCUGCAGUGGAGGUGGAUGUUGUGCGUGUGUAUACCUUUGUAUAUAAAUCUGCAAGCCGUUGGGACGAGGACCACCACCUGUUCCGCUAUUGCCAAGACACUUUGGCAAGAACUUUAAAGCAAUGAAUUCUACAGUUUAUGCCAAUGAAACAGGUGCCGAGCUCUUGUUUAACAGGAGUGGCUCUCUGGAAGCGGUGCUGCGUUGCUGCACCCCGUCCUCCGUGGUAACAGAUGAUGGUUUUGUGGAAACAGCCCCUGAUGAGAGAAGCCUCUUCAUUAUGAGGGUCGUGCAGAUAGCCGUCAUGUGCGUCCUCUCACUCACUGUAGUUUUUGGCAUUUUCUUUCUGGGGUGCAACUUGCUUAUUAAAUCUGAAGGUAUGAUUAACUUCUUGGUGAAAGACAGGAGACCUUCCAAAGAGGUAGAGGCCGUGAUCCUUGGACCUUACUAGCAAGAACAAGGCUGUCGGUAGAACAUAUUUCAGUGAGGAUGACCAGUUAGUCUUCCAGCCCGCACAGUUAUUCAGAGCUGGAGUGGCAGAAAGGGGGAUUUUGUUUUCCAGAAACUCACUGAACCAUUCUGGAGGAUAUAUACAUUGUAAGAAAUUAUAAGAUAUAAUGUACAGAAUAAUUAUUUGUACUUGAAAGUUGUGAGGCUGUGAUCGCGACUCGAACCUUAAGUCAAAGGUCUACAAAAAGAAAGUAUGGCUUUGCUGCCAAGGAGCUGAAAAGUGUCAUAUAAAACAUUUACUAGGGAUCUCUAAACUUUAAAGUUUGACUUUGUACCUCUGUAAAGAUGGUACUGCACCCCGUUGCGCAGUGUCUGCAAAGCAAUCUGAAGUCAGAAAGGAAAGUUGUGAAUAUAGCAACAAAAUCGACUCUUGAGUUCUGAAUUACUUUUCUUCUUGAAACAUGUAAAUACAAUAUUUUGAAAUCUCUUUUUGUUUCAUUUUUUGCUACAAACGUUCCGAGUUCUCCACUUUGCCGAAAGAGAACGCUGAUUACUAAACUUGUAUUUUUAUUGUUGGUUAAGUAUUUGUAUAAUACUUUUCACAGUUUGUAUCAGAUAUUCUGCUGAGCCUACGAAAUGUCUUUAUUAUGAUGAUUAUUAUUAUUAUGGAAAUGUUUAUGCUUCAUAAAAAUACUGUUUCAUGUUUUUCUAUUUAAUAAAUUGAUGCUACAAUGCA
Protopterus annectens (West African lungfish) is the source of this 1826-nucleotide messenger RNA. It is a transcript of the gene RPRM, whose product is annotated as reprimo, TP53 dependent G2 arrest mediator homolog. NCBI's taxonomy places the organism in Eukaryota, Metazoa, Chordata, Ceratodontiformes, Protopteridae. The record is from RefSeq and is a predicted model, not a curated record. The coding region runs from base 765 to 1091 and encodes 108 amino acids. The transcript has a single exon.